AUGAUUGGAUACGGUUUUGGUCACUUUUACAAUGAUCUUUGCGCCAGCAUGUGGUUUACCUACCUGAUGAUCUUUCUGGAGAAUGUUCUUGGUUUUAGAAGUUCCAUUUCUGGUCUACUGAUGCUUAUCGGACAACACGAAGCUGAAAACAAUAGAAAGCUCCUAGAAAAUGUUAGAUUUUUCUUCUUUUAUGUUGUGGAUGCCGUCUGUAAUCCGUUGGUAGGUAUUGCCAGCGACAGUUCUCUAUUACCGGCCUGGUUUGAAAAUCGAAUUGGUAAACGAAUGUCAUGGCAUGUCAUUGGAACCAUAAGCGUUACGGUAUCGUUUCCGUUUAUCUUCAACAAAUGUCCGGUUUGUAGCGAUACUGGAUCAGAAUGGUGGCCCUUUGCAUGGUUUGUAUUCUUUAUUUCGAUUUUUCAAUUUGGAUGGUCUGCAGUACAAAUAGCUCAUCUUGCUCUGAUUCCAGAAUUGUCACAAAGCCCGAGUGCCAGAGCUACCAUGAGUUCGCUA
Messenger RNA from Enterobius vermicularis (human pinworm), 510 nucleotides. Lineage: Eukaryota; Metazoa; Nematoda; Chromadorea; Rhabditida; Oxyuridae. The record is from the annotation of a GenBank genome assembly.